Messenger RNA from Helianthus annuus (common sunflower), 1326 nucleotides. RefSeq lists its product as uncharacterized. Gene Ontology annotation, molecular function: DNA binding. The record is from RefSeq and is a predicted model, not a curated record. The transcript is spliced from 10 exons. Gene Ontology annotation, cellular component: nucleus. Bases 173 to 1297 code for a protein of 374 amino acids. Lineage: Eukaryota; Viridiplantae; Streptophyta; Magnoliopsida; Asterales; Asteraceae. Gene Ontology annotation, biological process: DNA recombination; DNA replication; DNA repair.
GGUAUCACCCAUCAUGUUUAGAAGUGGAAAAAAGCUACGAAAGAUCAUCAUUCAAGAUGAAAGCUAAAGUAUCAACUUAAAUCUGAAAGUAAUAUUACAACUUUACCAAUAAAUAGACAUUUGUUGUAGGCGUAAUGAAAUCGAAGUAACACUCUGGGAUGAGAAGGCAUACAUGAUUGAAACAGAGGACAUCAUUGGCAAAGUAUUUGCAAUAACUGCUACCAUGGUAACUUAUUUCAAAAAACUACAACUUGAGUCCACAACAUCAACUACAAUUGUUAUCAAUCCACCGAUCCCAGAUCUUCAGACAUACGUGAAAAGAUUUCAAGAAUUAGUGCCACUUGCAGAACAACGUGCAUCAUUAAACCACAUCACCAUUGCUGAACUGAAGAAGAAAAUUUACAACAAGACUGCGCAACAAGGACACUACACAUGCACUGCAAGAAUAACAGAAAUCGAUGAGUCACGCACCUGGUUUUAUGUGAAAUGUCCCAAAUGUGGCAAGACAUCAUUUGCGGAAAAAGACCGAUACGUUUGCUUGGACGAUGAUAUAGAAGAAGAAGAAGAACCGAUUUUCAAAUAUGAAUUGGUUUUAAUCGAUUUGAGGUAUUGCCUCAACGCAAAAAUAACAGAUAACACAGACUCCAUAGAGGCAGUCUUCUACAACGAAGCCCUUAAUGAUAUUGUCAAGCUAAGUUGUCGUGACAUGGUAUUUCAUAUGGCAGAAAGUUCAUCAAGGUCAUUCCUGAAUGUAUCCUGCCAAAAAAAAUAUGAUUAUUCAUCAAAUGAUGUAAUCUCUACUGUACUAUUAGAUAACAAAACGUUUAACGUUGCCAUUGAAACGUCUGACGGUAAAGUCGGUUUUACCGCUGGUAUUGACGUAAUUGCCAGUCAGUUACAGUUGAAGGCAGAUGUUGAUGAGGCUGACGUUGCACCUAUCGAUGUUGAAAAUGAAGUUGAUGAACAAAUACCUGGUGGUGUUCGUCGUUUUGUUCGUAUGGCUUGUGAACGUUAUUUUAGGAUUCCUGAUCCUGUAUCACGGAUGGCUAGACUUGAUGAAGGUUUAAAAGAUAUCACCGUUAGGCUUAUGCAUCUAGAUCCCCCACAACAAUUUACUAACGGUACUAGACGUGAAAGAAAAAUCGACGGAGGUUUUCGAUAUGCGUUAACCAGGUGGAAGAAGUUUAUGAAAGCAGCUCGAAUUAACGUGCGUUACAGGGUUCAUUAUUCUUUUGAUGAAAAUGACCAGGUGUUGAGUGUUGAACUGGUUGUACCUUACGUUAGGCGUAGACAUUAGUUAUAUGACAUUUAGGUCAUGUUUUUUGC